AUGAUGACAGCAGUGGAUCUGAAGCAGACUGUGCAGGUAGAUAAAGAUCUGCAGAUUCGUGCCUACUAUGCAGGGCAUGUAAGGUUCCUGAACUUCAUACCUCAAGUGUGCACUAUGUUCAGAGCUGCAUUUGAGCUCAUUGAUGGAAUUUGUAGCUGUUGCAUCCUCUGGUUUCAAGUCGUUCCACUUUUGAUCUACUCAUGA
Molecule: messenger RNA, 204 nt
Organism: Ilex paraguariensis (yerba mate)
Lineage: Eukaryota; Viridiplantae; Streptophyta; Magnoliopsida; Aquifoliales; Aquifoliaceae
Source: the annotation of a GenBank genome assembly